AUGGAACCUAACAAUCAUGAGAAUGACGGGGGUGAGUGUGAUUGGAAGCCUAGAGUUCGCAUGACAUUUGAUACAGAACAAGAAGCAUAUGAUUUCUAUAAUACUUAUGGAGGAAGGUUAGGCUUUAGUAUUAGAAGGGGUUAUGUAAACAAGAGCAAAGAGGGGCAAAUUACUUCAAGGCAAUUUGUUUGUAAUAAGGAAGGAUUUCGAGUUGUCAACAAGCGAGAUCCAUUAACAAAAAAUCCUAGGCAGGAAGUGAGGACUGGUUGUCAAGCCCGACUUGUCAUUAAGUGGGAUAGGAAUAUUCAAAAAAAUUUUGUUAGUGAUUUUGUUGAACAACAUAAUCAUAUAUUCGUACCAGCAGAAUGUACUCAUAUGUUACCAUCCCAAAGGAAGAUAUCUGCAUCACAGGCAACCGAAAUAGAUUUAGCCGAAAAAUCUGGAAUCCGUCUUAAUGCUGCAUUUGAGCUCAUGGGUAAUGAAGUUGGUGGAAGGGAGUCGCUUGGGUUUACAAAACUUGACCAAAAAAAUUAUUUGAGAACGAAGAGGCAAAACAGUUUAGCAUAUGGGGAGGCAGGUAGCAUUUUGCAAUAUUUUCGUGACAAAUCAUUGGAGAAUCCAUCUUUUUUUUACUCGGUCCAAUUAGAUAACGAUGAGCAGAUUACAAACAUAUUUUGGGCCGAUGCUCAGAUGAUCAUGGAUUAUGGGCAAUUUGGUGAUGUUGUCACUUUCGACACUACUUACAAGUUAAAUAGUGCACAUAGACCAUUUGCGUCUUUUGUUGGAUUAAACCAUCAUAGGGAAACUAUGGUAUUUGGUGCAGCUUUGAUGUAUGAUGAGACCGCCGAUUCUUUCGUAUGGCUUUUUAGAAGAUUCUUGGAGGCAAUGUCAAGUAAGGCUCCAAAAACAAUUUUUACGGAUCAGGAUGCUGCAAUGGCUAAGGCCAUACCUAUUGUCAUGCCUAACACAACCCACCGCCUUUGCACUUGGCAUUUGAUGCAAAAUGCAUUAAGGCAUGCAAAUUCUAUCUUCAAGGAUAAGGCGAUGAAGGAUAAGGGAAUGAAGAGUGUUUUAUACACGUUUAUGUACGACAUUGAGGAUGAGGAAGAGUUUAUGUUAAAAUAG
Molecule: messenger RNA, 1125 nt
Organism: Camellia sinensis
Lineage: Eukaryota; Viridiplantae; Streptophyta; Magnoliopsida; Ericales; Theaceae
Source: RefSeq, a predicted model, not a curated record